GCCAAAACUCAAAACCAAAUAAAACACUAUUUAAAAAAGACAAACACUUAAAAUUAAAAAAUUUGCUGUUUUCGUGUAAUCAUCUAUAAAAAUUUUACCAGCCACAAAUCUAUAAAUUAAAAAUAAAAAAAAAAACCAUCAUCCAGCAACGGGAAAUCUGCAACGGAGCAAGGAGAAUUACAGGAUAAUUAACGGCGAAGAACGACAUAAACCAUAGGAAAAGAAAUGGACGCCAUUAUAGUGGGAUCUGACAAGGAGGUGUCCAACACCUCUUCCCAGGCAUCUUUCAUAUUGCCCGAUGACUCCUCACCUUACCGCGCUGGGACUCAAACCAUUAACUGUUGAAAAAAGAGCGAGCCCUAUAUCCACCACGACCAAUACGGGCGCCGUUAGUUUGGUGACGAAAAUGAACGCCAGUGCAUGCUAUAAAAGUUUGGGUAUCAUAAAACGCCUCCGUUCCUUAUCUCCUUCAAAUGCCUUUAGCCCAGAGAAAAGGCUACUCCUGGAUGAGGCCCCUGCAAAAACCAAUAACGAUAAGGAUACUCCAAUUCGCAGCCCCCCUAGCCUCCACUCACCUGUUAACAGUGCCCUCACUGCAAAUUCAACUAUUUCUGUUAACUCUCAGAACAAUAAUGCUAAGUCUAAUGAAAAUGUAGUUAACAGCCCAUUAAAUCUUAAUAACAGAAUCACUCAUGUAGAUAUUAAUUCAAACAACAUACCCAAUGCCCAUAAUGAGACGGGUGCCAUGGGAGUCUCGGAUGGAACUAAAGUCAAAAUACAGUCGGUGCAACUUCUCCGGAACUUUUUCUCAGAAUUAAACAACUUUGCCACAGCAAAUCAUGCCAAACCCUCCAACCCCACCAAACCUGCCACUCCCUUGCCAUCUACUUGCCCGAAAUAG
Molecule: messenger RNA, 901 nt
Organism: Drosophila bipectinata
Lineage: Eukaryota; Metazoa; Arthropoda; Insecta; Diptera; Drosophilidae
Source: RefSeq, a predicted model, not a curated record